Messenger RNA from Triplophysa dalaica, 3359 nucleotides. RefSeq names its product NUMB endocytic adaptor protein (gene numb). The record is from RefSeq and is a predicted model, not a curated record. Gene Ontology annotation, molecular function: cadherin binding. The transcript has 11 exons. The coding region runs from base 123 to 2201 and encodes 692 amino acids. NCBI's taxonomy places the organism in Eukaryota, Metazoa, Chordata, Actinopteri, Cypriniformes, Nemacheilidae.
UUCAAAUGAGCUUCACGUUAUGCUGUUGAAAUGUGAGCUGAUGUCGGCUUGAAAGGAAAACACUGACGGAAGCGUCAGCCUCUCGCUCUCGGUUUCUCUCUUUGGAGAAUGUUCUGCCUUUGAUGAAACCUCUCUUGUGUGUGUCUGGCUCUGCAGGAGGAAUCGAAGCGAUGAAUAAGCUACGGCAGAGUUUUCGCCGGAAGAAAGACGUGUACGUGCCGGAGUCCAGCCGGCCGCACCAGUGGCAGACGGAUGAGGAGGCUGUGCGCGUGGGCAAGUGCAGCUUUGCCGUCAAGUAUCUGGGCCACGUGGAGGUGGACGAGUCUCGCGGCAUGCACAUCUGCGAAGAAGCCGUCAAGAGACUGAAGACGGACAGAAAGUUCUUCAAAGGCUUCUUUGCAAAAUCGGGUAAGAAGGCCGUGCGAGCAGUGCUGUGGGUGUCUGCGGAUGGCCUGAGGGUCGUGGAUGACAAGACGAAGGACCUCAUUCUGGAUCAGACAAUAGAGAAGGUAUCGUUCUGUGCCCCGGACCGGAACUUUGAACAUGCCUUCUCCUACAUCUGCAGAGACGGUACCACUCGCCGCUGGAUCUGCCACUGCUUCAUGGCCAUCAAAGACUCGGGGGAGCGUCUCAGCCACGCUGUGGGCUGCGCGUUCGCCGCAUGUUUGGAACGGAAACAGAAGAGGGAGAAGGAGUGCGGAGUCACAGCCACUUUUGACGCCAACCGUACCACUUUCACACGGGAGGGCUCCUUCCGAGUUACCACGGCAACAGAACAGGCGGAGCGAGAGGAGGUCAUGCGACAAAUACAGGAUGGCAAGAAAGACUCGGACACCAUGUUGGGCCACUCUGUCAGUGUGAUGAAUCCAGCGGUCACCCUUGUCGGACCCAACGGCUCGUCCUCCUCCCCUCCUCUGCCCAUGAGCAACCCUCAGGAAGUCAACCCUCACGCCAUCCCCCGACGGCACGCACCCGUGGAUGCGCUCGCUCGUCAAGGCUCGUUCCGGGGUUUCCCGGCGCUCAGUCACAAAACCUCACCCUUCAAACGACAAAUGUCUCUGCGCAUGAAUGAGCUGCCCUCCAACAUGCAGCGCAAGUCUGACUUCCCUAUCAAAAACACUGUGGUGGAGGUAGAGGGGGAAGGCGACAGCAUCAGCUCUUUGUGCACACAGAUCACAUCCACCUUUAGUGGACCCCCGGAAGACCCCUUCUUAUCGGCACCCAUGAACAAACUUGCCUCCUCGCCUCAGUCGCCCUCUGCUCCAGUGAAUGGCACGCCUCCUGCCUUUCCUGCUUCGCUGCCACCCAACGUCAAUGCAACUGCUGCUAACUCUCCUAUCCUUCCGCCUCCGCUGCCGGUCCGAGACACUAACCCUUGGGCCAAGACCCCAACCACAGCCACUACUAUGGCAAACACAGGGGGUGAGUGGCCGAGCGCUUCACCUGCAGGGGGAGCCCUACCUGCGGUCAGCGCGAUUCUUUCUGCGCCUGGGUCCUGCCACAAACGCACACCAUCCGAAGCAGACCGCUGGCUGGAGGAGGUGUCCAAAUCUGUCCGUGCCCAACAACCUGCCGCGAUCGCGAGGACCGAUACGCCUCCAAAGCAGGCCUUCCCUGUCCCUGCCGUGCCUGUCCCCGUAGCCCCGGGCCACUCUGCAGCCUUCAUGCCUUCCAUACCCUCCGCGAUCCCCACUGUACCCCUGCGUCAGCCCGCGUUCCACGCACAAGCCCCGGCUUCCUUCCCGGUGUCCAACGGGCUCCCGUUUGUCCAACCGAACUUUCCAGUGGCCGGCAUCACACCUUCGCAGAUGGUGGCAAACGUGUUCGGUUCAGCCACACAAACUCAGCCCAUCCCUGUGCCUGUUCCAGUUCCAGUUCCCCAAACGCAACUUCAGUCGUCACCUUUCUCAACCCCACCGUUAGGCCACUUUGACACCCAGAGCGCGUACAGUCCCUUCGGCAAACCGCCCCUACCUCCAGUGUCAAACGCCAUGGUGCCGCAGCCGCCUAAAGGGACUGUCACUUUUAACGGUGCUAACAGCUGGCAGUCACCCACACAACCAUUGGUGGUACAGCAACAGGCCGAUGCUUUUGACGCCCAGUGGGCUGCCUUGGAGAGCCGAUCGCAACAACGCACCGGUCCCUCCCCAACAAACCCCUUCUCCAGCGAGCUCCACAAGACUUUUGAGAUCCAGCUCUAAGGAUACGCAGUGUGGCCGGAGGUCACAGACCCACUCUGAAGGACAACACAAUGGAUGUUAGUGGAGGGACAGCAAGAGGGUAUCGGCCCUGCAAACCACUUCAGCUCCGUAUUUUAAAGUUUCUUUGUCCACUCGUUCAUGUCAUUUUUCUUGUGACAUGGAGGCGAAGGGGUGGAAAGUUCACCGGUAAAAUUCUGUCGCAUUUGUGUCCAAGAAGAGUUAGAGUUAUAAAUUAAUGAAGAAUUCUUUAGAUGCUCUAACAUGACCCCACAUUGUUCAGUACCUCCUCUACCCUGCUAACUCGUCUCACAGCGCCCCCUAGCAGGCUGGAUGACUGCUGCCAACCCGAAGGACGAGGCACUGAGAACAGACCUUCGGGUUUCUCGAGGUUCUUGAAGAACUUCCGAAGAUGACGAAGCAAGACAAUGCCAAAAUCUUUAUUUUUAUGCAUUAAGUAUAUUUUAAAUAGCUUUGAGAUUUAAAAGAAGAGCUGUAAAUAAUCUUUCCAACAGUGCAGGCUUAUUUUGUGUGCAUACAGGAAAAGAGCAUAUAUAUAAAUAUAUAUCUGUGAAGGGACAUUUUUAAUUUCUCGUCUCUUUUCAGUUUUAGUCUUAUGGCCAUCUUCUAUAGUUGGAUGUUUUGUAAAUAGAUAAUCAAUAUGGACCCAACGUUGAGUUUAAGGACUUUUGAAUCACUCUGGUCCCAGACAAUGUUUUCUGUCUUUAAUCAUCUUCUUUUUUGCUACUUUAGUACUCAUCAGUACUUUUAUUUCUAUUGCCUACGUAUAAUAAUUUUAAACUGUUUUAAAUGAAUUCUAACAAUAUUUGACAGUUUGUUUUUUAUUUCUAUAAAGAGAUAUCUGUUUAUGAUAGCACAAGCACUGUACUAAUUGAUCAUUUGGCCGGUUAAUAUUAAGCUCUGACGUUUAUCUAAGUCUUGAAAUGACUUGUGGCUUCAGCUCUACAAUGGUUGCAGUCUUUUUUUCCGCAUUUUCACUCAGCCUCGUUGACCCUUAUGUUUUAUUAAAAGCGAAGAUGAUUGGUCAUGUUUUUAAGUUUUGAUUCCAUUUUGUAAGUAUCGCAUUGUAUUAUUCAGAUUCUUUAAGAGGAAUUUAAUCUAAAAGAUUGAAUAAAAUGUUGGUGAUAGAGAAAAACAUAA